CUCCGUCGAACCGAGAAGCGAAGAAGCAUAAAUGGCGUCCAUGGCCGCGACCCCGACUCCUAUGCACACCGCUCUCUCUAUGCUGGGCACUAUGGCGGGUCAGUAUAUGGCCUCGCAGGCUCAGGCCGCGAAGCAGCAGCCACCACAACCGCAACCGCAGCAACCCUCGUCGUUUCCUAACUUAUUCGCACCUACGCAACCCACUGUAAACGCCAAUGCGGCGAACCUCUGUGAUGAAUGUCACGCACGACCGAAGUUUUUCGACGGAACGAAGACCCACCCUUACUGUGGCAAAGGGUGUGCAACCGCAGCGAAGAACAAUACCACGAACAUGAACACGAGCACUAAUGUGAAUGCGGGCAAGAGGGGAAGAAGCCACACGGUCGUCGGAGCGGCAGGAGGGAAAUGCGACUACUGCCAUCAGCGGCCGAAGCACUUCGAUGGCCAGAAGACACUGCCUCACUGCAGCCGGUCCUGCGCGCAGAAGGCGAAGGCGGCCGGCACUGGUGGUGUAGCCAGCAGCCCACCCAAGAGCACCGGCAUCGCUAACGGCAAGAAUGGCUGCCUCAUAUGUGGCAAGCCCUCGAGUCAGGGGCAAUUUUGCGGCAAGAAGUGCGUCACGACGGCUGAACAGCGCGCGCCAGCACUUCUCGAGGUUCCUGCCGGACACGCGACGUUCCAGAGCGUAAAGGACCAGUUCGAGACAUCCUGGAGACAUCAGACGACUAAGCCCACCGUCAAAAGGAUCUACAAAGUCAUCUCCGACGCAGCCUCGCUCAAGAAGUACGAAGCAUACCGAUCUGCCGUCGAAGCCCGCGGCAACUUCGUCGCAGCCGGCAAGAGCGCUGGCAACGAGAACAGGCGAUGGCACGGAACGACGCGCGAAUGUCUCCUUGGCGACAACGGCAACACGACUUUGUGCUCGUCGACAACAUGCUCGCUGUGCUGCAUCCUGCGGACGUCGUACAGGCUCAACUUCAGCGGCAAGAAGACUGGCUGGGGAAGAUUUGGCAGCGGUAUCUACACCUCGGCGACCUCGUCUAAGUCGAACGACUACUCGACGAAUAUCAAGCCAUCCCGCUAUAAAGCCAUCAUGCUGAACAAGGUCGUAGUCGGCAAAGGCUGCAAGAUGACGCAAGAUAACACGACUCUAACAGCGCCACCACCUGGCUAUGACUCGGUCCUCGCUGAAGUCGCAGCGGGCGGCUCCCUGAAUUACGACGAACUUGUAUGCUACACCGACGAUGCCAUCCGGCCAUCAUAUCUAGUGAUUUAUGACGCGUAAGGAUUUACGACGGAUAGAGGUUAAUUUAUUUGACAUUACGUUAUUAUUUGUUGUACAUUUGUACUGAUAGUAAGUAGAGCUGCGAUAAUGAGCAACAUCGACAACGCGCUAUCAG
Molecule: messenger RNA, 1400 nt
Organism: Coniophora puteana RWD-64-598 SS2
Lineage: Eukaryota; Fungi; Basidiomycota; Agaricomycetes; Boletales; Coniophoraceae
Product: ADP-ribosylation
Exons: 9
Coding region: 32-1285 (417 amino acids)
Molecular function (GO): NAD+ poly-ADP-ribosyltransferase activity
Source: RefSeq, a predicted model, not a curated record